AAGUGGGGUUACUAAUUUAGGGCAUAAUGCCCCUUAAAAUAAUACAUGUCAUUUAAUUAAAUACCAUAGAACGGUAAUCUAUGUUAAAAAAAUUGGACAUUGUACUUUGAUUACAACUCAACUAAAAACAUCUCUAGGACUAUUUAAAUAGAUUGGAUGUGUAAAGUUUUUCGAAAUUGGUUGCUUGUUCCGAUUCAGUCAACUUACAUACUUACAUAAGGUUCAAUCAUGAUCAAUACAGGAAAAUUAGCUGGACGCACUUUGUUCAUAACAGGUGCAAGUCGUGGUAUAGGAAAAGCAAUUGCUUUAAAAGCUGCCAAAGAUGGUGCAAAUAUUGUUAUUGCUGCUAAAACAGCUGAACCACAUCCAAAAUUACCGGGUACAAUUUAUACAGCUGCCAAAGAAAUCGAAGAUAAUGGUGGUAAAGCGUUACCCUGUGUAGUGGAUGUUCGUGACGAAAAUUCUGUUAAGAAGGCUAUUUCUGAAGCUGUCCAAAAAUUCGGUGGUAUUGAUAUCGUAAUUAAUAAUGCAUCCGCAAUUUCUUUAACUGCUACACCUGACACUGACAUGAAACGUUACGAUUUAAUGCAUAAUAUCAACACCAGAGGAACUUUCUUAGUAUCCAAAGAGUGUUUACCAUAUUUAAAGAAAAGUGAUCAUGCCCACAUUAUAAAUCUUUCACCUCCUUUACUGAUGACUCCAAAUUGGUUUGCACCUCAUGUGGCAUACACAAUGGCAAAAUAUGGUAUGUCAAUGUGUGUGCUAGGCAUGGCCGAAGAAUUUAAACCAUACGGUAUUGGUGUAAAUGCAUUAUGGCCACGUACAGCAAUAUCUACAGCCGCUAUGAAUAUGUUAAUGGGCCCUGAAUCAGCACAAAGCAGUAGAAAACCAGAAAUUUUAGCUGAUGCUGCCUAUGGAAUAUUAUGCGAAAAUCCAAAAACAACAACUGGAAAUUUCUUUAUUGAUGAUGAAAUUUUACCGAAAUUUGGUGUUACUGAUUUGAAACAAUAUUUGGUUGACCCUACAUAUGAAGGACCUUUAAUACCUGAUUUCUUCGUUGAACCAACUGAAGAAUCAAAAGAAUAUUCGGGUCCACAAAUUAAUGAGGGUGUCGGUGGUUUAGGGAAGGGAAAAGUUGAAGCUAAUGCAACCGGAGGAAAAAUAGAAGGAUUAUUUUCAAAAAUAAAGGCUACCAUUAAUCCACAAAUUUCGGAAAAAUUGAAUGCCUUGUAUGAAUUUAAUGUAACUGGUAAAGAGCCAGGAGUUUGGCAUAUUGAUUUACGAACAGGAAAUGCUGCGGCUGGUCCAGGACCAGCUCCGUCUAAACCUGAUGCCACCCUAACAAUGGAUAGCGAUAAAUUCUUCGAUAUGUUCAGUGGAAAACUAAAGGCCACUACUGCCUUUAUGACUGGAAAAUUGAAAAUUAGUGGCAAUCUUCAAAAAGCAAUGAAAUUAGAAAAACUAAUGGGCAGUUUGAAAGCGAAAUUAUAAAGUACUAUUUAUGACACUACUUAAAAGGUUUAAUAAAGUUAUUAGUGUGUCUUUCUACUGCCAAUCUAUUAUCGAAAAUUCUUUAGUAUUUCAUUCAGAAUAUUGAUUGUGUUUAACAGUCAGAUAUAUUCAAAAAACUAACUGAGCUUUGAUGUA
Molecule: messenger RNA, 1647 nt
Organism: Chrysoperla carnea
Lineage: Eukaryota; Metazoa; Arthropoda; Insecta; Neuroptera; Chrysopidae
Gene: Hsdl2
Product: hydroxysteroid dehydrogenase-like protein 2
Exons: 4
Coding region: 229-1491 (420 amino acids)
Cellular component (GO): mitochondrion
Source: RefSeq, a predicted model, not a curated record